Messenger RNA from Hemibagrus wyckioides, 4054 nucleotides. RefSeq names its product selenoprotein I (gene selenoi). Gene Ontology annotation, biological process: phosphatidylethanolamine biosynthetic process. The transcript is spliced from 10 exons. Gene Ontology annotation, cellular component: Golgi apparatus; endoplasmic reticulum membrane. The record is from RefSeq and is a predicted model, not a curated record. NCBI's taxonomy places the organism in Eukaryota, Metazoa, Chordata, Actinopteri, Siluriformes, Bagridae. Gene Ontology annotation, molecular function: ethanolaminephosphotransferase activity.
UGUCCUAUUUUUUUUAUUACAUGUCCACUAUCACAACAACGACAGCUGCAUUGUUCACGCAUCGUGACUUUUAUUUUAAAAUUCUCACUAAACGUCUCACUUGACUUCGGGACUAGUCGUGACCGGAAAUGCCGUCAGUGUCGACGCCGGCAGCUCCCCAUAGCUGGUGAUCCUCCUUCACACUCCAGAAAAUUGUGACCGGACCGCGGUGCCGCUGUCAUCAUGGCUCUGUAUGAAUAUGUCACUCAGGAGCAGCUCUCCGGCUUUGAUAAAUAUAAGUACAGUGCGGUGGACACCAACCCGCUCUCCAUCUACAUCAUGCACCCCUUCUGGAACGCCAUGGUGAAGAUCUUACCCACUUGGCUGGCCCCUAACCUCAUCACCUUCACUGGGUUCAUGUUCCUGGUGCUCAACUUUGCCAUCUUAUCCUUCUACGACUAUGACUUCUAUGCAUCAGCGGAGGGUCAUGCUCACGUGCCAAGUUGGGUUUGGAUAGCUGCAGGCCUUUUCAACUUUCUGGCAUACACACUAGAUGGUGUUGAUGGGAAGCAGGCUCGCAGGACGAAUUCGAGCACUCCUCUGGGCGAGCUGUUUGACCACGGCCUGGACAGCUGGGCGUGUGUGUUCUUCGUGAGCUCCAUGUACUCUGUGUUCGGGCGUGGUGAGAGUGGAGUCAGCGUGCUCACGCUCUACGGCUUGCUCUGGGUCGUCCUCUUUUCUUUCAUCCUCUCACACUGGGAGAAAUACAACACUGGUGUGCUCUUCCUGCCCUGGGGCUACGACAUCAGCCAAGUGACAAUCUCUAUCGUGUACAUCAUCACAGCUGUGGUGGGCGUGGAGAAGUGGUACAAACCACUGAUCUGGAACAUUCUCUACAGAGAUCUCUUCAUCGUCAUGAUCUUGGGUUGUUUGUUUGCUGUAACGCUACCAAUGAGCCUUUACAACGUCUUAAAGGUGUACCGCAGUAAAACGCUGAAGCACAGCUCUGUGUACGAGGCCCUCCUGCCUUUCUUCUCGCCCAUGCUCCUCUUCAUCCUCGCCACACUGUGGGUCAUCCUGUCUCCCAGCAACAUCCUAGAGCUGCAGCCCCGACUCUUCUACCUGAUGGUGGGAACAGCCUUUGCCAAUGUUACUUGUAAGCUGAUUGUGUGUCAGAUGAGUAACACACGCUGCCAGCCUCUGAGUUGGCUGUUGGUGCCAAUGGCGUUGGUGGUGUUGCUGGUGAUCUCUGGAGUGGUGCAGCAAAGUGAGACGGUGCUGUUGUACGUGUGGACAGCUGUAGUCAUCCUCGCGCACAUACACUAUGGAGUUUCAGUGGUGAGACAGCUAAGCGGUCACUUUAAGAUCUAUGCGUUCUCGCUGAAGAAGCUGAGCUCGGACUGACUAGAUGAGGAGAAGAUCGGCCUGACGGCGGCGGAGGUCUAAGCAGUCACGGUGUCCUCCUCGACCCAUCGACGCUGAACCCACCAACGCCGAGACACACCUCAAACCAGGAAACCAAAAGCUGCUGACCGAACACGCCUUCUCCCACCCGAACACGCAGGACAUAGCGAUGCGGUAGACACGUCUCUUCCUCAUCCUCUGUGGAGCUGCGUGACAGGAUCAGCUGCGGGCGGUUCGGCUUCUCCGGUGUCCGUUAAGCAGAUUCACUUGUUUCCUACGGAAAUGCACUUUCUGCCAAGAUACUGGAGCCUGGAAUGAUUAACACAUAUCCACAUUCUAAAACCUAACCACACACAUACACUCAUUCACAUGCAGCAACCAACCACGUGUUAACAUGUAACACAUUAAUGAAUGUUUUCUACAUUUUUGCCUUGGGCCAUUUUAUUUGGAUUUAUUUCUGGCUUAUUUUUAGUCUCAAAAGGUUAAAAAGCUUAAAAAAGGUGACUUUUUCUAGUUUGUGGCAUUACAGGAUCAUAGUGUAGUAGAAGUGGAGCAGACUUUGUUUUUGGAGGAAAUCUGGGUUAGAUUCUUACUUUCCUCUGGUGUUUUCAUCAGACCUCUAUUCAGAAGACGGACAGACUCAAAGAGUCGGGCGGAGCAUCAGCUGUAAUAAACCACUCACGGACCUCAGAAGCUCCUUUGAUGAUCAAACACAUGGUUUUAUGGGGCCUGACCUUUCACUCCUGCAUCCCCACCCAGCUUCAGCUGCUUCUUCUACCUUUUUUCCCCUUUCCUUUAUUUUACAUUGGUGAUGGUGUGUCAGUGUGCCGAUUUUACUUUUUUGUUUGUUUUUUUAAACUAGUGAGCUUUUAUUGAGUUUAUUUGCGCUUAAAUGAAGAGUGCGCUUCAAACCCUGUCCAGGAGAGGGCGCACUCGGAGUGAGCGAGUGGCACCUCGCUCUGUUCUCUAAACGCAAUAAAAGCGCUAGUCAUGUCUCAUCAAUUCUUUUCCUUUCUUAUGGUCUUUAGCUUUUCUUUUUAAUCCUUUUAUUAUUAUUAUUAUUAUAACAAAUUUGACUUCAGUUUUCAUCAAUGUCCAAAGUGUCAGUAUGCGUGUACUGUAAUGUGUGUGUGAGAGAGAGAGUGUGACUCUGGACACUUCAUGGUACUGUCACCAUGGGAUCAGGGUGAGUCUGUGAAAUCCGUAAUUUAAUACUUGAUGUUGAUGAUGUAAUAUAAUGUAUUAUCACCACAGUUACUCUUCUAAUCAUUUUUAAAAAAAAAAAAAAAUCAGAUGAUGUGAAACUUCUGAGAUCCUCCAGGGGGCGUGACCUCGAACGUGACCUCGAACGUGACCCCCUCACCCACUGGUGUGCAAACAUGCACAAGCAAAUGGACUGCGGGAGAAACCUCUCUAAACUCUGAUUCUUUGGGAGGUUUAUGAUGAAAUAGCUACGUUCCUGUGUGUCGUGUUGACCGUGUAACAGCUAAACAGCUAUUUAAUAAACAAUUUUGCACGAGGUCAGUACCUAGUGUACAUCAAGCCAUUUAUUUUAUUGUUUUAUUUUCUAUUUUAGACACCUAUUAGUCAAAUCUUUUUUUUUUUAUUUUAUACAGGUGCUCUAAUGUCAGGUUUCAGAAAGCGAGCCAAUGUGUUUAAAGGGGAACCCUGGCUUUUUUUUUUUUUCUUCCUCCGGUUUAAUAUCUAUGUAGAUGAAGCAUAUGUGGGUUUUUUUUUAUUUAUUUAUUUUUUAUUACGGUUAACAAGUUUCCCUGUACUACGAAAACAACAAGCCUGUUUCAUCAAAACUAUUACUAUUCAAGUCUAGGGGCAGAUGUUAAAUUUCACUGAAAAUUUAUUCAAAAGAGUAAACUAGCAAUAAAAGCUUUAAAGUUUAAAGCAUUUGUAUAAGCAACAAUGGUCCAGAGUUAGAAUUACUGCUUAAUUUCAAUCUUUGCGUUCAGACCCACAAACUCGUGUAGUGUGUUCAGUUGUAGUACCACAAAAGUGUAUAUAUGUUUGUGAAAGCGCUCCCAUAAAUACUUUUUGGCAAACAUUUAUCGACUGCUCCCACAUCUGCCCUUAGACUUUCAACAUGUCAGAUUAGAGCAUUAGUUUUUUUUUUUUCUUUUCAGUUAAAUUACCAGGUGUUUGACUUUUAUUUUGUCCCUGACAAUCACACAUAUGCUACAGAUUCAUUAGAUGGACAUCAAAUUGAAAAUGGCUUAAGUAUUCCUUUAAUGGGUUGUGCUGAUUAUUAGCCAGGUUUUAUUACGCUGUAUUGCUGAAAGCUCUGAGCAGAACAGGUUACUCUUUACUGUGUACUCGGAUGUAAUGCUAGCGCCGUCAGUGCUGUCACCUGCUAGUGACUCUUACGUUUCAGGAUCGUCCCUUAAAAAUGUGAUCUUUAUUUGUCUAUAACUGGAUCGGGAAGCACAAGAGAUUUUUUUUUUUUUAACUGCUAAAAAUAAUCUCCUGUAUCUUACUGUGUGUUUUGUAAGUGGUUAAUCAAAUUGUAUGUUUUUUUUUCCUUGUGGGUUUUUUUUUUUUUUUUUUUUUGGUUAACUUAAACAAACUACUCGCUAUGACCACUAAAUAAUAAGUGUGAUGAAAUGCAGAUGUACUGUAUUGUGCCCUACAUUUGCAAAGCCCUAUUAAAUGAAAGCAGAUC